AUGCGAUAUUGCUCACCGACUGUACACGACAAAAAAGAGCAGGGUCGGAAGGACGACAUUUGGUCGUUGAUAUACAUGCUUAUCGAGUUACAUUGUGGAUUACCGUGGCAAAAAGAGAAAGAUAAGAAACGAUUGGAGCUCACGAAAAUGAACAUUAGCGACGAAGCACUCCUCAAAAACUUUCCGGUGGAAAUGCAUCCAAUUUUACCACAUCUACGGACUCUGAACUGUUACAAUCGGCCGAAUUAUUCGAUGAUUCAUAAAUGCUUUUUACGACUCAUAAAACGUUUGGGUAUAAAGUACAACGAUAAGUUCGAUUGGGAAACUGAUGCGCAAGUUGAAGACUUAGUUCGUUGCAUUUCAUUCAUAAGACUACGCACAAAAGUACCAGAAUAUGAGCAUGCUGAAGAAUUUUUCCAAUCCGAUCCAAUUAGAGUCAGUGGAGCACCACCAAAAUGGAUGGAUACUAAAGGAGGAAGAACAGUGGAAGAUCUUGAAGAAAUGAUGAACAAACCGUUGGAUAUAGAUCGAACCAGAAGUAGUUCGAAGAAUUCUAGACGGAAAAGCUCAAAAAGCUCAGCGAUUAAGAAAUAA
Anisakis simplex (herring worm) is the source of this 594-nucleotide messenger RNA. Lineage: Eukaryota; Metazoa; Nematoda; Chromadorea; Rhabditida; Anisakidae. The record is from the annotation of a GenBank genome assembly.